Metarhizium acridum CQMa 102 is the source of this 1926-nucleotide messenger RNA. Lineage: Eukaryota; Fungi; Ascomycota; Sordariomycetes; Hypocreales; Clavicipitaceae. The record is from RefSeq and is a predicted model, not a curated record.
AUGUUCGAAGACGAGGACCAACCACCGCCAUACUCUACCGUCACCGGCCCUGCGAGAUCUGGUUCAUAUUCCUCUGAUACUACGCAGAGCCAAGUAUACUUGCCACAGAGCUCGUCCCUCUUCUCCACACAACUAUCUCGUCUCCGGGGCCAGAUACUAGAGGAACAAGCCUCUCGGUCAUCCGUCCGCGACCAGCAAGAUGUCGAAAUCCUGUCCCUUUUGGUUCCGCAUGUUGAGGCUCUUAUCGAUUCCAUAGCGUCCUACAGUCCACCGCCGACGCUGGUUGAGGCAACCUUUGUGCCGGAUGAAGCCGUCGGGAAGGGAUGGGUGUUUAGCGACAAUGAGCAGAGACAGAGCGACCAAGUGGUGAAAGUGAUACGCGUCCGGAGACAACACCUCAAAGCAGAUGGCGAUAAGAAACCGCAGCAUCAUCCGGUCACUUGCACAGCAGAGACAGGCGGCGCCAAGGAAUUUGAUGAAUGGGGCCGUUGGUCUGGCGACGAGGAGCGCAGCAAAUCGCCCCCCCGAGACGAAUUGUGGUGGCCAGACGAAGACAUGGCAAAGCGAUUAGCCAAGAAUCUCCAGCCAGCUCGUGCAACCGCAUCUGUUGAUCGUCAAACGGGUCGGGCCCAGGUCGAACGGAAUAAGGCGAGCAAGACAGCUGGCCGUUGGUCCAUGUUCAAGAAGGACGAAUCAGCCAAGACGGCGGCGCUGACUGCCUCCCCAUAUUCAACACCACGUCAGAAACCUUUGGAUGACGUUUGUAUGACGGUUAAUGCGGAAGAAGCGACGUUUCGAAAACAGAGCGAGAUGGGUAUCUGGGAGAGCCGGACGGGCUGGGGGCUAGUGGUGAGGGGAUAUACCAUUAGCGCUGGCGCGAUUCCUUCGUCGUCAAUACACAGACGCCAAAGUCAAUACAGAAUGCCUUCUCACCAUGUUCUCGUCACCGGCUCAUCGGGCCAUCUUGGCACAGCAUUAAUGCUCACACUCCCUUUACUGGGCUUCAAACCCGUCGGCAUCGACAUCCUUGCCUCGGAAACAACUCAGCACGUGGGAUCAGUCAGCGACCGCGCCUUGGUGUCCGACAUUUUGCAAUCCAACCCGAUCAAGCACGUCCUGCACACGGCUACCCUCCACAAACCCCAUGUGGAAAGCCACACAAAGGAACAGUUUGUCGAGACCAACAUUACCGGAACGCUGGUACUUUUAGAGGAGGCAGCCAAGCUGGGCAGCCAGAUCGAGAGCUUCCUGUUCUUCAGCACAACAAGCAGCUUUGGGCUUGCGAUGAGCCCCAAGCCCGGAUCGCCGGCAGCAUGGAUAGAUGAGGCCGUUGUGCCGGUGCCAAAGAACAUCUAUGGCGUGACCAAAGUGGCCGCCGAGGACAUGUGUGCUCUUGUACAGCGGCAGACGGGGAUGCCGGUGCUCGUGCUGCGGACCAGCCGCUUCUUCCCGGAGGAGGAUGACGACGAGGACAGGCGGCGUGCGAUGGGGGAUGACAACCUCAAGGUGUUGGAGCUGGCGUAUCGGCGGUGCGAUAUCGAGGACAUUGUUUCCGCGACGGUGUGUGCCAUGGACAAGGCCAGGGAUAUCAAAUGGGCCAAGUACAUUAUUAGUGCGCCGCCGCCUUUCUCCCGUGAUGCCGAGACUCUGGCUCGUUUGGACUCCCGCCCCGAGGAUCUGUUUCGAAGCGUCGCGCCUGGGGUUGACGACGUCUUCAGAGCCAAGGGCUGGAAACACCUCGCGAGGAUUGAUAGGGUGUAUGAUUCGAGCAAGGCUGUGUGCGAACUGGGCUGGCGGCCGAAAUAUACGUUUGUUGAGACCAUGGAGAGGGUGGCUAGGGGGGAGGCGUGGAGGAGCGAGUUGACCGACAGGGUUGGCAAAAGGGGCUAUCAUGCUGUGAGCACGGGGGUUUACACGAAGCGAUGA